AUGUGGAAAGUGAAAGCAACUGAGAAAAGAGCAGCUAGGGAGGCAUGUAUUCCUAAAGAAUGGAAGUUUGAAAGUCCGUACUCCGAAAAGGAUGAUGUGUCUGUGGUCGACCUUGUGCCAACUCACCUAAGUGAGAAGGAACUAGAGAUUACCAACAUCACUGACCCUGAAAGACUAGCUUUGAAAAUUGCAACCAAACAGUACACUUCUAAAGAAGUGGCGCUUGCGUUUUCUCACAGAGCAGCUGUGGCACACCAGUACACUAACUGUGUCACAGAGUUCAUGUUUGACUAUGCAAUCUCUAGAGCAGAGUAUCUGGACGAUUACCUUGAGAAAAAUGGCAAAACGGUCGGUCCAUUGCAUGGCUUGCCAAUCUCUUUGAAAGAUUCGUUCAAUGUGCCAGGAUACGACUCUACAAUCGGAUACAUCUCGUACAUUGGCAAUAAAGAUACCAGGGUUCAGUCUAACCUGGUCACACUGCUGCUCGACCUGGGAGCUAACUUUCAUGCGAAGACAAACAUUCCCCAAACUCUGAUGACUGCAGACUCUGAAAACAAUGUCUUUGGCAGAACUUUGAAUCCCAACAAGCUGUCGAUGGGUGCUGGUGGAAGUUCUGGCGGAGAAGGUGCUCUCGUGAGACUCCAAGGAUCUGCCAUUGGAGUCGGCACAGAUAUUGCUGGCUCGAUUCGUAUUCCUGCCCUGGUGAAUGGCACGUACGGGUUGAAACCAAGCAUCAACAGAUUGCCAUAUGGCAACCAGACAGGCAAUAGCGAGUCGCCAAUGUAUCUCAGUUUUAAGCCUGUUCUUGGUCCGUUAUCAAACACAAUGAAAGGUAUUGAGUUUUUCUUCAAGAACGUCGUUUUGGCCAAUCCGUCAACUUACGACGACUUUGCCUUGCCAAUUCCUUUCAACACGAAGGAUGCACAACCUGCUGAAAAGCCAUUGAAGGUUGGAUUGAUUUCGACAGACAGUUACAUCCCCGUGCAUCCACCAGUUACCGAAUUCCUUGAAGAUGCUGCUGCUAAGCUUGGAAAAGCUGGCUGCCAAAUCGUGAACUUGAACGGCAAAGUGGCUACCUUUUGGGAAGGCUGGACCGUGGCUUGUGGGUUUUAUUCUGCGUUUGUUCCCAACGAUAAGACCUGUUAUGACUCUGUCAGAAAGUCUGGAGAGCCAUUAAUCAAGUCCAUUGUCAUUGAUGAAAAUUCAGAGUACAGACCAAAAACACUCCAGGACUACUCCAACACUAUCAAGGCAACCACUCAGCUCUACACCAAGUGGAUGGAGAUUUUCCGGGAUAUUGAUGUGCUGAUUUGUCCUGGCAACUGGGGGACUUCCGCUCCUCAUGACAAGUAUUCUGGGUGUCCAUACACCUCCAUGUGGAGUGUGAUUGACUUCCCAACGAUUGUCAUUCCAUACGGAAAAGUUACCAAGGAUUACCCGGGAAAGCACGAAGUUCCUGAGGGAUUGCAGAGAUGGAUGCCGGCAUUCGAUAGCGAAACGUACCAGGGCAUGAUUGGUAGCGUCCAAGUGGUUGUUCCGAAACUGUGUGAGGAAAAGCUGUUGUCGUGUGCGACUGCAAUUGAUCAAAUCCUACACCCUGAAAACUAUUAG
Molecule: messenger RNA, 1611 nt
Organism: Ogataea philodendri
Lineage: Eukaryota; Fungi; Ascomycota; Pichiomycetes; Pichiales; Pichiaceae
Exons: 1
Coding region: 1-1611 (536 amino acids)
Source: RefSeq, a predicted model, not a curated record